Messenger RNA from Arvicanthis niloticus (Nile rat), 1295 nucleotides. The record is from RefSeq and is a predicted model, not a curated record. Lineage: Eukaryota; Metazoa; Chordata; Mammalia; Rodentia; Muridae.
AGCGUGGGGGCGUGUCUGUCAGGUCCGAAGCAGUUGGGGGGGGCUGAUCCUUUUGGAAAGCCAAGGCGUCGAGAGGCCAAAGCAAAUGGGUCAAGUCAGUUUGGUGCCAGGAACUGAGGCGUCGGUACCUGGAGCGUGGGGACUUCGGGGGCUAGGGCGCUGGGGGCUCAGCGUGGGGGCGUGUCCGCCGGAACCGGAGCCCGGGGACUUUCUGGGCUGGGGCAUGGGGGCGUGUCCGCGCAGGGCUGUGGGCGUGGCUUAGGUGGGCUGUGGGCGUGGCUUAGGGGUUACUCGCUGGUGCGCCGCUGGCUGGCGGAAGCCUGUGCUGAAGACUCGGUGGCUGCGGGUCGUACUGUAGAGCCGCUGUGCGCAAAGGCCGCUGGGAGGCUGCUGAGCUUAGGGCCGCGCGAUGGCGCCGACGGAGGCCCGCGGCGCGCUCCCGGGCUGGGUCUCGGUGCUGGUCUGGGGCCUGGCGCUGUGCUGUCUGUGCGGGGCGGGCCCGCUGUGGAGUGGCAGCCAUGAGUGGAAAAAACUAAUUUUGACCCAGCACUGGCCCCCAACAGUAUGCAAGGAAGUUAACAGCUGCCGAGACUCUCUGGAUUACUGGACAAUACAUGGACUAUGGCCCGAUAGAGCAGAAGAUUGUAACCAAUCCUGGCACUUUAACUUAGAUGAGAUUAAGGACCUUUUACGAGACAUGAAGAUCUACUGGCCCGAUGUGAUUCACCCGUCCUCUAAUCGCAGCCGAUUCUGGAAACACGAAUGGGAUAAACAUGGCACCUGUGCUGCCCAGGUGGACGCCCUCAAUUCCGAGAAGAAGUACUUUGGGAAGAGCCUGGAUCUGUACAAGCAGAUUGACCUCAACAGUGUACUACAAAAACUUGGGAUCAGGCCAUCUAUCAACUACUACCAGCUUGCAGAUUUCAGAGAUGCCCUUACCAGGAUCUACGGUGUGGUGCCUAAAAUCCAGUGUCUUUUGCCAGAACAGGGAGAGAAUGUACAGACCAUUGGCCAGAUAGAGCUAUGCUUCACCAAGGAGGACUUACGUUUGCGAAACUGUACUGAGCCCGAUGAGCAGCUGCCCUCCAGGCAGGGAGCCUGGCUGGCCGUGGAGGCGUCUACACAUGGGAUGAUGGUCUGUGAAGACGGUCCAGUCUUCUACCCUCCACCUACAAAGUCCCAACAUUGAUGUUCACAGUUUGGAAAUAUUUUGUGUUCCACAAAGUAAGAAAAGUUCACAAAUCAUUGCUUUCUAAAAUUUCACUUAAAGGUUUCUUAAAAUGUGUUUGGCUUUU